Cinara cedri is the source of this 3771-nucleotide messenger RNA. NCBI's taxonomy places the organism in Eukaryota, Metazoa, Arthropoda, Insecta, Hemiptera, Aphididae. The record is from the annotation of a GenBank genome assembly.
UGGUAAUUACGGCCUCAAGUGAAAAGAUAACUCAAAUAUAUUAAACUCUUAUGUCUAAUUUAUUUGAACAUUUUUAUUAAUAAUUGUAUAUUUUUAAUGACUCCGUAAUUAAUUAUUUUAUAUUUUAUUAUUUUUCAUCAUGAAUACCAAGACAAUUGUACGAUUUUAUCAGGUAAAAAUAAAUUAAAUUAUAAUAUUGGUCGCACCUACCUAAAAUUAUUUUUUUUUUAGACUGUAAAACCUCAUCAGCCAUCAAUUAGAUUUCGAUAUGGAAUUCCAAUUAUUAGUAUGUACUACCUGUAUAUUUUUACACAAUAAUAUUGUAAAUAUGUAGAGAUCUAAAUGUAAUUUACUCGUCUAUUUUUUAUUUUUUAUAAAUAACAAUUAUAAUAGGAUGUAACUUAUAAUUUUAUAAUGGGAACAAAAUUUUGAGUAUAAAAUUUGGCAACCUUUCAAUGUAAGUAUGUGUUUGACCUUUGACCUAAAUUAGUGGAGCAACCUGAAUUUUUCAAUUAACACUGUAAAAACUUAUAUUAUUAUAAAAAUGAUAAUUGCAUCGCUAUAUAAAAUUCCAAAUUAAUAAUGAACAAUAUUUGUGUGUAGGUUGUUAUAUAUAUAACAAGAUUCUAAAGGGGAGUUCAAACCUUGGACCCUCUGUUCGCUCUAGAAACUUAUAAUUCAACAGUAUUUGUGGUUUUGCUUUAUUGAAAUAUUAAACACCAAAAUUAAUGAGUAUUUAAAUAUUACAAUUUUACCUUAUAUCAAAAUAUUUACAAAAAUAAUGAUUGAAACUUAGAUAUAUUCAUUAAGAAUGUUAAAUGUUAUAAAAUAAACUAAAAAUUAUAAACGUUGUUAAAUACACACAUUCAAUACAAAAUAUAGCCCAGUAAUAUGUGCAAAUUUAAAAAUUAAUAUUUAAAAUAUACAUUUAAUAGUAAUAAUAUCUAAUUCUAUUUUAGAUGAUGCUACAUCAUCGUCUGCUUCAGUUGUUUCAACUUCUGCAACGUCGCCCGUGUAUAUAUUUGAAAGAAACUCUCAACUUCCAAUGAAAUUUAAAAGAUUAACAUUGGAUGAAGCCGAAAUAAAUGCUAUUAAUGUAUAUACAUUAAAUUACAAAUAUUAUACUAAUAUAAAUAUAUUAAUAGUUUUAAUUUACAAUACAUUUUUUUUUUCAGAGUGGUGGUGCCGAAUGAACUAUUCUAUUACAUCAUAUUGGUUAACCCAUACUAAGUAUAUUGAAUAUUUAGUUGAAAAUUAAAUUAUAUGUUUACACUAUCCAGUAUUUAUUAAGGGUACUUACAUGAAUUAUUAUGUUUAUAUAGUAUUUGAAUAUAAGAUUUAGUAUUGAAUUUGAAUAAAAUUAACUUUAAUUAAAUGAAGUAUAAUUUAUUACAAAUAGUUGAAAAAAUGAAUAGUAAUAUAUGUAUCAAAGCUCAUUACAAACACCUAUCAAAGAUAUGCUACCAUGACCAUAUUCGUCAUGUUGAGGAUAAUUUUAGGUGAAACCAAAGUAUUUUUGGUAAUUCAUCUAAAAUAAUCGUACGGAUAGUGGCAUACCAGUACCUAGUACGUUUACUUUUAAUAACAUGCCUAGCAAUAAUUUAACUGAAGCUGCAAAUAUGUCUUCUAAUCAUUUCUCGUCUUUCUACUCAACUCCAUUAUAUAAUAUCGCAAUUGAGAAAACAAUUCAUGUUUACUAUUUGCCUUGCCCAGUAAUGGCUAUUUUACUGUGACGUAUUAAAUUUUCCACCCGUAGCAACUUCCUAUUUAAUCUAAGGAACGUUAUUGUCUGGGCUCUCUGCUAUUCAGAAAAUCAUUGGUAUCCAUCAAUCUUAAAACUUUGCUCCAUCACAUUGAUCCUUAAAUCGUAACCCAUCGUUGGUCAAAAACUAUAGACCGAUUACAAUCACUUUUCAUAUCUUGAAAUUAUUUGAAUCGUCGGUAUUACAGUCGAUCAAAUCCAAUAUAUACAACAUCUUGGUUGAUGAGCAACUUGAUUUCUGCCCAGGGUGGAUCUACUACAACCUGUCAUAUGGUACUUAUGAAUUGCAAUGAAUGCUUUCCACUGUCAUUUACAAGUUGAUGUCAUAUACAUUGAUUUUUCUUAGGCUUUUGAUCGAGUAUAUCAUACUGCUUGUGGCCGUAUAACUAUCAAACGGGUGCAAAGGAAGUUCUUGCAUUUUGUAGUUUUCUCUUAAACUUAAAUUUCCCCAGACAUGACUAUAUGCCUAUUCGUUGGUUACUUGAUCUGACCUCUCUCUACCACUAACUAUUUAUCUAAUUCUCCUCUUCACUGUCUAAUACAUUUGGACCUUAACUUUGACUACUUAGCACUAUUUAAAUAAUAUUCAAUAUUUGCACCUGUAACUAACAUUGUUUUACUAUUUGUACUCAGUGGCAUAAUGAAGGGAGGUGAUUUUGUGUUCAAACACCCCUCUUCGACUAUAUGCCAAAAAUUAUAAUUUUUACCAUAUGCAGUUAUGCAUCAGAUUUCUACAAGAUGUGUUGUGUUACGUAUAGAUAGUUAUUAAGUAUAUGUUAGUACACGUGCACAAUAAAAUUACAAAGUAACAUCUGAACACAAAAUUAAAACACCCUCCUAAACAAAAUCCUGGCUACACCACUGCUUGUACUUACUAUGUUUUGGGUACCCAACCCGUUUUCUAAAUUGAAUAAAAUAAAAUAUAUCUUUAUUUUUCACAGUUUUACUGAAUUUUAGUGUAGAAUUAUAAAAAUAAAUGUAUAAUAGUAUAACAAGUAUAAUAUUAUUGAACUAUAAUUAUUAGUCAGACAAAACACACACAUGCAUCAUAAUAAGCUUACAUACCAACUAAAUAAAAUUUUUUUUUAAAAAAAAAAAUACUAGUCUUUAAAUUUGGAGUGAGAUUUUUGUUAGAAAAGUUGUACACGAGGGAAACAAAUGAAAAACUAAAAGUACACUUAGUAAAAUCAAUACAUUCCUCACUAUACUCAGAAUCUAAAAUAAUCGAAAUUAAUAUAUUCAAUAUUAUAACACUAUUAAAUUAAUUCUCUAUUAGUUAUUAUUUAAUACUAAAUUUGAUACAUAAAUUACUAAAUUAAAACAUCUUAAUAAUUGUUAAACUUAUUACUGAAUAUGUACAUUGUUCCUAUGUAUUAAAUAAGUAGGUAGGUUAAUUUAUAAUAUUGUAUGUUAAUUACAUAACAAAUAAGUACUUUUAAUUUGACUUCCUUUUGUUUCUAUUAAAAUGUCAAUUGCACUUAAAAUAAGCAUUGAACUUAUUAAUAUUACUGUAUGCUAUAUUUUAUCUUAAAUCUAAUAAAAAUUAAGGAAUCAGAGUAGUUUGAGAUUUCUACUGAGUUGAUAAGUGACCCCAUCAUAAAGUCUCCUGUAGUAAUUUCUUAGAGACUCCUGGUAUUUAAUUUCAUCGCCUACAGUAUCUUGUCUGUUCACUUCACGGCAUAUAUUUUUCCUGUUUUUGCCAUAAAAAAUGUAAGCAAAUUAUUAUUUUAAUAAAUAAGCAAAAUGUAAGUUAAGUGUAGAUAAAUUUAAUAAUUAUUGGUGGGUACUUGACUAAGAGCAUACUGAUUAUUAAAUUAAAAAUACAUUAAUCGUCAAUUAAUAUUGUAUUUUCAUUUAAAGGUUUUUCUUUAGAAAUCACGGAAUUUAACAAAAACAUUACGCUGCUUUCUUUCAGUUCAAACUACCUAAAACAAAUGAAGACAUCUCAACGAGACUUUAUAACAUUUUAUAUUGUACUGUAAUAAUUUUAAUUAAAAUGGUCAAUAUUG